Camelina sativa (false flax) is the source of this 3807-nucleotide messenger RNA. Lineage: Eukaryota; Viridiplantae; Streptophyta; Magnoliopsida; Brassicales; Brassicaceae. The record is from RefSeq and is a predicted model, not a curated record.
GGGUUUUGGUGUGUAAAGUCUUUGAUAUGCUCUCGGAACUGUUCGUAUCCAAAACUUUUAUCUCUGAUAACAUCGGAGAAGAAAAGGAAAGUGGUCGGAGUUUAAACGUUGAGAUUUGAAUUGAGAAUGGCUACGCUCACUGAUAUAGCAACCCUUGAGGAGAAGUACAUCGAAUUAUGCAAGAAGCAUGGAAUCCUACCCAACACUUCCGUUUUAUCUGCUUUCUUUGAGGCGGAGGUGAAAAAGUCAAGGAAUCAAAGAUGUAUCAUGAACCUUUCUGUGGAUAGAGUGCGGUACGAUGACUAUCACCCGCUUCUCGAGUUAUCCAAUGAGGUCAACACAUCUGAGGUACAAGGAAUUGAUCUCUUUGUGAGAUCCUCUUGUUCUUUAGAAGAUCAUCAUGCAUUGUCCUUAAUCCGUUCUCUCGGUCAAAAACUCCGAGUUGUUCAUCUACAUGACUCUUUCGGGAAAAACUUCUGGCGGGAAGUUUUCUUUCAAGGUUUGAGCUGCAAAGUUUUGAAUGUGAGGUCUUUGCAUUUCCAUAAGCUUAACAUCGUAGGAGAGUUCUCACAGCUGCACACCCUUAUACUUGAUAACAACCGUAUUGUUGGUUUUGGGGAAGGCUGUUUUUCUUGCAUGCCCAACUUGACAUAUCUUUCCAUGUGUGGCACUCUAGUGUCAGAUCUUUGGACAUCAGCUGUUGCUCUCUCGAAACUCCCUUCUCUUAAGGAGCUCCGGUUUCAAAUUUGGAUCUCUUGCAGUGAUUCUAUCCCACUUAAAUCCCAGUCAUCGCCAUCAUCAUCUACCACGGAUUAUAAGAACUCAUUUAUUGAAUCAAACCCUCCCAUUGAAGCAGAUUGGGACAUUGUUGAACAGAGGGAUCCUAGUUUACCUGUUGAAGAGACUCUUCAUAGCAUGGACUUCUCGUAUAAAUUUCCUGAGCAAGAUGAUUCGGAUUCACGUAUCUCCAUGUCUUCAGCGUUGUAUGGAGAAGUAAUCAUGAGAGAAAAGGCUAGGCAAGGGAAAAUGCCGUACCUACCCAAAGAUGUUUCACCCGUUGGUUCGUUCACAAGGCAACUUGGGAAUGUUGGGUUGAAAUAUAUUUCCUCUAAAGCAUCACCGAUAUGUUCUGAAAAGCAUUACAGGAUGUACAUGAUAAACUCUCUGCCUACAUUAAAAGUGUUGGACAAUUUGGCUAUCAGAAAGAGUGAUAGAGACAGGGCCAUUGAAACUUAUUCCGCAAACUUUGAGGACUUACCGUACAAAAGAAAGAAGGAAAGUGUAGUUAGAGUCCUUGAGAAGCGUGAAACAAGAUCAAGCAAAGGGAAAUCUCAGAAUUUCUAUAAAAGNAACACUUCCGUUUUAUCUGCUUUCUUUGAGGCGGAGGUGAAAAAGUCAAGGAAUCAAAGAUGUAUCAUGAACCUUUCUGUGGAUAGAGUGCGGUACGAUGACUAUCACCCGCUUCUCGAGUUAUCCAAUGAGGUCAACACAUCUGAGGUACAAGGAAUUGAUCUCUUUGUGAGAUCCUCUUGUUCUUUAGAAGAUCAUCAUGCAUUGUCCUUAAUCCGUUCUCUCGGUCAAAAACUCCGAGUUGUUCAUCUACAUGACUCUUUCGGGAAAAACUUCUGGCGGGAAGUUUUCUUUCAAGGUUUGAGCUGCAAAGUUUUGAAUGUGAGGUCUUUGCAUUUCCAUAAGCUUAACAUCGUAGGAGAGUUCUCACAGCUGCACACCCUUAUACUUGAUAACAACCGUAUUGUUGGUUUUGGGGAAGGCUGUUUUUCUUGCAUGCCCAACUUGACAUAUCUUUCCAUGUGUGGCACUCUAGUGUCAGAUCUUUGGACAUCAGCUGUUGCUCUCUCGAAACUCCCUUCUCUUAAGGAGCUCCGGUUUCAAAUUUGGAUCUCUUGCAGUGAUUCUAUCCCACUUAAAUCCCAGUCAUCGCCAUCAUCAUCUACCACGGAUUAUAAGAACUCAUUUAUUGAAUCAAACCCUCCCAUUGAAGCAGAUUGGGACGUUGUUGAACAGAUGGAUCCUAGUUUACCUGUUGAAGAGACUCUUCAUAGCAUGGACUUCUCGUAUAAAUUUCCUGAGCAAGAUGAUUCGGAUUCACGUAUCUCCAUGUCUUCAGCGUUGUAUGGAGAAGUAAUCAUGAGAGAAAAGGCUAGGCAAGGGAAAAUGCCGUACCUACCCAAAGAUGUUUCACCCGUUGGUUCGUUCACAAGGCAACUUGGGAAUGUUGGGUUGAAAUAUAUUUCCUCUAAAGCAUCACCGAUAUGUUCUGAAAAGCAUUACAGGAUGUACAUGAUAAACUCUCUGCCUACAUUAAAAGUGUUGGACAAUUUGGCUAUCAGAAAGAGUGAUAGAGACAGGGCCAUUGAAACUUAUUCCGCAAACUUUGAGGACUUACCGUACAAAAGAAAGAAGGAAAGUGUAGUUAGAGUCCUUGAGAAGCGUGAAACAAGAUCAAGCAAAGGGAAAUCUCAGAAUUUCUAUAAAAGAUCUCUUUGUGCAGCUAAAUUGGGUUCUUCUGCUUUGCCUCUUUUGCACUCACUUCCUUUUUUGGGUAGUAGGAUUCAUCAGGACGAUAAUAACAGUCAAUUAAGUCCAAGGCAGUUUGAGUACCAUCCACUGGAUCCUAGCCUAAUGGUAUUUGGGACUUUGGAUGGCGAGGUGGUUGUUCUCAAUCACGAAAGCGGGAAAAUUGUCCGUUACAUCUCAUCUCAUGGAUCUCAAAGUAGCAUCUUGGGACUUUGCUGGCUUAAGAUAUAUCCAUCUAUGGUUAUAGCUGGCUCAGCCAAUGGCUCAUUGAAGCUGUACGACAUCCAAAAAGCGUCAUCAGUGGUUACUACUAACAGUCAUUUCACUUCUGGUUCUGUGACUUUUGAUGAUUUUGACCAAUUAACUUCGGUUCAUGCUAAUUCGACGGACCAACUAUUUCUUGCUAGCGGAUACUCAAAGGAUGUGGCUUUGUAUGACAUUGGUAGUGGAACACGCCUACAGGUUUUUGCUAAUAUGCAUCAAGAGCAUAUUAACGUGGUGAAAUUCUCGAACCAUACCCCGUUUCUUUUUGCGACUUCUUCUUUCGAUAAAGAUGUGAAGUUAUGGGAUUUGAGACAAGAGCCAUCCCGACCAUGCUACACAGCUUCUAGUACCAAAGGAAAUGUGAUGGUUUGCUUUUCUCCAGAUGAUCGUUAUCUUCUAGCAUCACCCGUGGACAACGAGGUGAGACAGCUUUUGACAGUUGAUGGAAGGCUUCAUCUGAACUUUGAGAUAGUACCGAGAGUAAGCUCCAUGAACUAUACUAGAUCGUACUACAUGAAUGGUAAUGACUACAUCAUCAGUGGAAGCUGCGAUGAGAAUGUGAUCCGUGUUUGUUGUGCUCAAACUGGAAGGCGCCUUAGGGAUGUCACUCUAGAGGGAAACCGCUCGGAAUUUUCCAUGAUGUUUGUUCAGUCUCUACGCGGUGACCCCUUCAGGGAUUUUAACAUGAGUGUAUUGGCUGCGUAUACACGGUCGAGCUCAGUGUCUGAAAUAGUCAAGGUGAAUUUGUUAGCGUCAAGAGAUUCAACAGAAGAAGAAUCUCAUGGUCUACGUUCCGGCACUUCAAGUAGCAUGGGAGGCUGAAGAUUUAAAACAAACAAAUGCUUUUUAUUUGGUUCCUUUACAAACAAAAACAAGUGACACACACACCACUUUAGUAGAUGCCUAUUGUUGUUGUAAUUUAUUAUAUAGUACUAAGAAGAAUAUAAAAGAAUGCUGUAAGAAAGAAUAAUAAACGAAAAUAAAAUAAAAUAGUGUUAGGUCGAA